Amaranthus tricolor (Joseph's coat) is the source of this 978-nucleotide messenger RNA. RefSeq lists its product as uncharacterized. The transcript has 3 exons. The record is from RefSeq and is a predicted model, not a curated record. Lineage: Eukaryota; Viridiplantae; Streptophyta; Magnoliopsida; Caryophyllales; Amaranthaceae. The coding region runs from base 1 to 978 and encodes 325 amino acids.
AUGUCCAAUGACAAUUGUAAUCAUGUGAUAAGAGCUGCUAUACUUGCUAGAAUUGAUUUAUGGGACGCCCGUGAUCUCAUGCAUACUGUCAUUUCACCGGGUGAUACAACUCAAACAACGUGGGUAAAGAUUCUUUAUAUUUUUCAAGAUAACAAGAAUUCAGCGGAUCAACUUGCUAAUGUUGAGUCCAAAGUAUCGGAUAAUCGGUUAGUUUUACAACUCAUUAAAGGUCUUACACAUGAAUUUAAUGAAGUCACCACUUAUCUUGAACAAUUGGAUCCCCUUCCAUCUUUUUAUCAAGCCCAGUCUCGAUUGAUUAUCCAUGAAACAAGGCGCAAUCACCAAGAUUCUCGUGAGGCAUACGUUGAAGCUACGACAUUGGUUUCGUCUCAAAAUUUUGUUGAAGAUGGUGUUUUUGGUUCUAAUCGUGGAUCUCAACAGUCUUCUCAACGUGGUUGUGGUCGUCGGGGUGGUCUUCGUGGCAAGAGUAAUGGCAAACACAGAGGGUCUUUUAAUACCCGCAACCCCACACGACAAAUUACUGGACCUGCUUCAUGGGAUACCUGCAGUCAUGUUCGUAAUACUACCGGACCGGUUUCUUGGUCUCCCACAGAGCAGCAAUGGUCUCAAUGGUCUCAAUGGUACUAUCCCCCUCCGUGUCCAUAUCCCACCGGACCUUCUCAGUGGCCUAGAUCAUCUCAACCGCCUCCUGCUGGCAUUCUUGGGCCACAACCACAGUCGUUUGUCACUCAAGUCACUCGGGUGUUGCUCCAUCUCAUGGUAUAUGGAUACUGGUGCUACUAUAACAUGACUCAUUUGUUAGGUACUCUUUAUCUGUAUUUUAAUAUGAGUAAUCAUAAUUCUAUAAUUGUUGGGAGUGGUGAUCAAAUUUCCGUUCUUGGUUAUGGUGAUUCUAUUCUUUCUCCUCUCCAUCCUCCUCAUGUUAAAAAAUGUUAUACAUGCCCCACGUCGUAUUAA